Messenger RNA from Funneliformis geosporum, 357 nucleotides. Lineage: Eukaryota; Fungi; Glomeromycota; Glomeromycetes; Glomerales; Glomeraceae. The record is from the annotation of a GenBank genome assembly.
AUGAAAUUCACAUCAGCUUUAUUAACCUUUCCUCUUCUUAUUUCUUUGGUUUGUGCUGGAGUAAUAAGACGAGAUGCCGAACCUCAGGAAUACAAGAGAGAUGCCGAACCAGGCGUGUACAAGAGAGAUGCCGAACCUCAGGAUUGGGACAAGAGAGAUUGGGACGAUAAGAGAGAUGCCGAACCUCAGGAUUGGGACAAGAGAGAUUGGGACGAUAAGAGAGAUGCCGAACCUCAGGAUUGGGACAAGAGAGAUUGGGACGAUAAGAGAGAUGCCGAACCUCUGGAUUGGGACGAUAAGAGAGAUGCCGAACCUGACGAGUACAAGAGAUCUCACUAUAAGUCUUCUGGAUAUUAA